Molecule: messenger RNA, 1716 nt
Organism: Cydia splendana
Lineage: Eukaryota; Metazoa; Arthropoda; Insecta; Lepidoptera; Tortricidae
Exons: 7
Coding region: 29-1252 (407 amino acids)
Biological process (GO): sensory perception of smell; detection of chemical stimulus involved in sensory perception of smell
Cellular component (GO): plasma membrane
Molecular function (GO): olfactory receptor activity; odorant binding
Source: RefSeq, a predicted model, not a curated record
CACACAAGACGUAUUUGAACUUGGCUACAUGCGAAGAGUCCGUGCUGUUCUUGACACGAUUGCGCAGUGGCCCAACGCCACGUUCGGCAAGCCCGGCCGGCGCGGGCGCAUUCUAGAGGCGUAUAAAUACGUCAUCCCUGUGGCGCAGCUCCUCGCCCAUAUACCAGUGCUACUCUAUUUGAAGAAAUACAACACAACCAUUAAUUUUAUUGAUAAAGGACAGGUUUAUUGCAACAUAUUCUUGACAGCUUUAUUUCUCCAAAGAGCAUCGCUACCUUUUCAGAAAAAUUAUCAAAACACGGUGAAAAAGUUUUGUUUAGAGUUUCAUUUAAAUCAUUACGAAUAUAAAAGUGAAUUUGCUAAAAAGGAAACUCGCAAGGUCAAUACACUUUGCAAGUACGUCACCAGGAUAAUUCUUUGCCAAUUGUACGCUGGAAUACUUUUGUAUAAUUUCGUGCCCCUCAUCCUAAAUAUAUACAUGGGAAUGUUCUCUACACCCAUGCCAGAGAAUAAAACAUUCGUUCACUCUGUGGACUACCUAUUACCAUUCGACGCAUACACGGACGCAAGGGGCUACUUAGUAAUAUUCUUGUUUAACUGGUUCCCGUCUUACAAUAUACCAACUGCAAUGUGCAGUUACGAUCUCUUGAUUUUCAUAAUGGUUUUUCAUAUUUCGGGCCAUUUGAAUAUACUCUCGCAUAGAUUAAAAACUUUUCCACGACCAAAAGUUGUCAGUAGUUCUGAGGAGACUGGGCUGUAUAAUAUGCAAGAAGAUAACAGAGAAAUGUUUCGUGCUUUAAAAGGUGCAAUCGAUUACCACAGAGUGAUUAAGAAGUUCAUGACAGAAAUGUCUGAAACGUUCGACGUGACAUUAUGUAGCUAUCUCGCUUUCCAUCAAGUGAUGUGCUGCUUGAUGUUGUUGGAGUGUUCUACCAUGGACCCUAAAGCACUUGGAAAAUAUGGAAUGCUGGGCGGGGUCAUAUUCCAACAACUAAUCCAAACUUCAGUGGUAUUUGAAUUAAUUAAAUCAAAGACCGAAACUCUCGGGGAUCAAGUGUACUCGAUAGCUUGGGAAGACCUGGACAUAAAAAAUAAGAAACUAUUCCUCAUGUUUCUGAAACACGUGCAGAAGCCGUUUGGUAUGAAAGCUUGCGGGAUCGUGCAUGUCGGAGUGCUGACGAUGUCUGCGAUUUUAAGGACAUCGUUCUCAUAUUUCAUAAUGUUGCGUACUCUAAACAACCAAGAAAAGUAGAUAAUAUGUCUUCUUAGACUAUCCAAGUGUUGCGGACCGCCUACCACCAAUUUACUUCGUAUCUACUAGUUACCGUAUUUUAAGGAUAAAUUCACCUCAGUCAUGUAUUACACCACUUGUACAAUGUGGGCUAUGCUCAGAAGAAUUGUUUGGCAUUGGCCCACAGCUGCUUUUUGCAACCUCACCCUUUCGAUGUCGGCAAGGCGAUCAUAUUUGCACGCAGGAACAUUCAUUGCCACCGAUCCACUGAGCGGAUUCUCUAUGCCUACCUAAUAAGUAAUAAGCCUUAAAUUGCAGAAUGAUAUAGAUUUACUCUUAAGGCCAUUGUAGCCGUAAACAUUUUAUGAUUGUUAUCACCAGUUAAAUCGAUUAACUUGAUAUAAUUAAUGUAUAUAUUAUAAUAUAAUGUUACUUGUAUUUCAUGAGUAGGUAUACUUACUUGCGAAUUAAUAGUGGGUCUAUUC